This is a messenger RNA of Vigna angularis (adzuki bean), 820 nucleotides long. RefSeq names its product heavy metal-associated isoprenylated plant protein 26. The transcript has 2 exons. NCBI's taxonomy places the organism in Eukaryota, Viridiplantae, Streptophyta, Magnoliopsida, Fabales, Fabaceae. The record is from RefSeq and is a predicted model, not a curated record. Bases 227 to 691 code for a protein of 154 amino acids. Gene Ontology annotation, molecular function: metal ion binding.
UUUGCCUUGGGCGGUAAUGGAUCCCCUAAAAUCAUGACCGUCCAAAUGAAGAGAAGGACACGUGUCCUCCCACAUUUCAUCCUCCUGAUAUCACCCGCGCCUCAGAUUCAAUGCUUGGUUAUAAAGUGGCCUAAAAGAUCAUGGGCUCUCACUAACCUUAUAGCUUUGUCUCAAGUCCUUUACUCAUCAAAAAAUCUUUCUGGAUUCCUUUGGUUUGAAGUGAAAAAUGGGUGCUCUGGAUCACAUCUCCGAGCUCUUCGACUGCUCCAGUGGCGGUUCGAAACUGAAGAAGCGCAAGCAGUUGCAGACGGUGGAGGUGAAAGUGAAGAUGGACUGCGAAGGAUGCGAGAGGAAAGUGAAGAAAGCAGUGGAGGGGAUGAAAGGCGUGAACCAGGUGGACGUGGAUCGGAAGGCCAACAAAGUCACGGUGGUGGGCUACGUGGAGGCCUCUAAGGUGGUGGCCCGCAUCGCUCACCGCACAGGUAAGAAAGCAGAGCUCUGGCCAUACGUUCCCUACGACGUCGUUGAGCACCCCUACGCACCCGGGGUGUACGAUAAGAAAGCCCCAUCCGGCUACGUGCGAAACACCGAUGCCUCUCAGUAUUCCCAUCUCGCACGUGCCAGCUCCACCGAGGUCCGCUACACCACCGCCUUCAGCGACGAGAACCCCGCCGCUUGUGUCGUUAUGUGACGCCCUUUCUUUUGCCCUUUGAUGUUCCCAAACUUUUCUAUUGUAUUGUAUCUAUCUGCUUUCGACUUCAUUGUAUAUUAAGAUUUUGGUUUUCAGAAUCUGUGUUCAAUCAAAUUUUUUCUUUGCUCA